This is a messenger RNA of Drosophila suzukii, 4184 nucleotides long. NCBI's taxonomy places the organism in Eukaryota, Metazoa, Arthropoda, Insecta, Diptera, Drosophilidae. The record is from RefSeq and is a predicted model, not a curated record.
CUCAUAUCGCAGGCCGCAGGCUGAAGUGAGCCCCUCUGAAGACAUUACUUUGGAAACGAUUCAUCAUCGGCACCACGCUUCUGACAUUGUUCUCGACAGAAGGUGAGGGGGCACACAACAUCCACUACAGCAAAUUUAAUGUAAUUUCAUGAAAAGGAGAGCGUUAAUUUUACCAGCCACACAAUACAAAAUAGAGUCAGUCAGGGCUACACGUGCCCCGCCGUGGCCUAAUGUGCUAACAAGCACUGACAUGAAAAAUGAUAAAGAGCAUGCCAUUUCUUUUCCGAACACAGCCGACAGAGAAGUAAGACCGAAAGAAAGAAACGGGCGACGAGCUGAAAAUUUGUGACGUGUGCGAGGAGCAGGUGGCAUCGUAACUCGCAGGACAACGAGGCAUUGAUAGCUAGGGAAAAAAGCCAAAAAAGCUAGCGCUGCACAUCGGAUCACCAUUUACCAGCACAGCAUCGCAUCGCACUUACUAGCAACAGAACCCGUUGAGGCAUAUGUGCGCCGGCGAUGAAGGCAUUGUGUGGUUGCCGCAACUGAAAGGAUUCUGCGCAUUCAUUCAAAGACCCAUUAACCCUAAUAAGGAACCAACUAACCAGCUAGACAAUACGUUCCGCACGCUCAUCGAUGAGGCAGUACCUCCUUGGGGCCCAGGACAUAGAUUGUGGACAGUAGGUCUUGAAAGAGGCCGCAGUAGAAACUGCCACAGGAAGGUAACGGCCCGGCGAAUCGAGAAAGGAUGCCAAUGGUGCUUCCACGGAUGGUGCUGCGUCUGCGGCGGCCCCUGAACCUGAUGGAAGUGCGAAUCCUGCUACUCUGCCUACCGACGCUGCUCCUGGCCACGACGCUCGAGCCAGAUCAAAAGUCAAUACUCACAGAUAACGAUUGGAAAAAGUUAUGGAUGCGCGGCGGUAUUAAUGGCGAUUCAAAACAGGAUAAUAAUCUCGACACGAGCGACAGUCCAAUGUUCGAAGACAGUGAGCUGAUGGCUCACAACACAACCGUCCAGCUGGGUGGCACUGCCUUUCUGGUCUGCAAGGUCUCCGGCGUGGACAGAGUGGGUGUAAAUUGGAAUCAAAUAUCCUGGAUCCGCCGCCGGGACUGGCACAUCCUGUCGUCGGGGGCCCAGCUUUACACGAACGACGAGCGAUUCGCGAUACUGCACACGCCCGGCUCCAACAUGUGGACGCUGCAGAUAAAGUUUGUGCAGCGCCGGGAUCACGGCAUGUACGAGUGCCAGGUCUCGACGCCGACUGGCAUCAUUUCCCACUUUGUGAAUCUUCAAGUGGUUGUGCCGGAGGCAUUUAUUCUGGGCUCCGGCGAGCUUCAUGUUGACAUGGGCUCAACAAUCAAUUUGGUUUGCAUUAUUGAAAAGAGUCCGACACCACCACAGUACGUGUACUGGCAGAAGAACGAUCGCCUGAUCAACUAUGUCGACUCCCGACGGGACAUAACCAUUGAGACGACCCCGGGACUCCGAACGCAGAGCCGCCUGAUCAUUCGAGAGCCGCAGAUCACCGACUCCGGCAACUACAGCUGCUCGGCCAGCAACACGGAGCCGGCGAGCAUCUACGUCUUUGUCUCGAAAGGCGACAAUAUGGCAGCAAUCUCCCGUCGGAAAACCUCUUCGGCCGACCGUCUGACGCACAUAUUUAAGUCAAUGUUGGCACCCUGUUUCCUGCUGAACACGGUUAUUGUCAGACGCAUCUUUCUGACUUAAGUGGACAUCUUGGCCAGCUGUAGGAAGCGGGAAAACGAUGACAAGGAAUUCCUAUUUAAGCUAUAUCAGUGUCUGAUUUAAAGCAAGCCGAAACAACGUUAGUAACUGAAUAACACAAAGUCUAGAAUAAUUGCUAAGCUAAGCUCAGUAUAAGCUGCGCACUUAAGUGUAAAAAUCAUGUUAAGCCAAUCGUAGUUUCUGUGCAGACAUGAUUGAUUAAAAUACGGACAAGUCGAGAUAAGUACUAAUAUAGUUUACUUACCAAUAAUUGUGUACAGUAUGUUGAAGGAUUUUAAAAUAUUUGAAUUUCGUUUAUAAAUAUCCUGUAUACUAUCCAUAAAUUACCCUGUUGCCAUCAACAAAGUUAUGUAAAUGUAUAGUGCUUAUUUCAAAUGCCUUUUUUUUAACCAAUUUUAUUGCUUUGCGACCCCAAAAAAUCUUUGCUGUAAGUGGUAUUUGCAUAGUUAGCCAAUUUGAGUAUAUCAAAUUGGGUAUUUAUGAAUCAUAACGCGUAUUAAAACGCUAUUAUCCCAGUUAAUAAUUGCUAAUUGAAAACUAACUAGAUUAAGACGGAAACUUGUAGCCCAGAAGCAACAACCAGGGCCAAAUUAACGUUAGCGGGAAUAAAAACGAGAUGAUAAACCCAUAUUCAUAUUUAUCUUAUUAUGUUUGUAAAUAAACUUUAAAGCAAAUGGCAAAGCAAGCACACACAAGCAACAUACAACAUUCAGUCUUGUGCUAUACACAAAUUUGAAAUAUGUAAAUACAAGUAAAAAAUAAAUCAUAUAGUUCCGACAGCAUCAACCAGAAGGCACACAGCCUACUAAUAAAUGUGCAAUAUAUUGGACAUGGCACGUGGACGGGAAUGUGAACGGAUGAGAGGUGUACGAUUACGUAGAUUAGGGCAGGACGAUUUGUAUGGCGCCAAAAACAAAUACGCAAAUCGCGUAUGUGGGAAACGUAAUCCUAAAAGGAUUCUAAGCAUUAUGGCCGAACCAACUUAUGGUCCAAAACGGCGUUUAACCCACCCCCACCCCCUCCCGAAAGCGAAUGAAAAAUACUGUUUUUUUAGGAAAAAUAUCAAAAUAGACAAAAGACCUACAUUAUAAUUGUAAACAGAAAAAUAUGGUUUUUAAAUUUUGUAGUACAAGUGAAAAGCAGUAUUUUUCAUGUGAGACGAUAGUUUUGUUCGGCAAUAUUGCUUAGAAUCCUUUUAAGUUUACUUUCCCCACAUACGAUUUUUAGGCUACCAAAUCUACCCGCCCUAAUGGAGAUGCUUUAUGGGCCUUCAAACUGUCAAAGUCAAGCUGUAAGUUAUAGCAAAAACACAGAAGACAUAAAGGAACGCGUCGAGGCGAAAAACUAUCUUUAGGGUCAAAUAUGGGUUAAUGAAAUGCAGUAAUCUGCCAAAUCAGAAAAUUAAAAAAAAUUACUUUACGAGCAGACAUCUAGAUCGAAACAUAAUUGAAAUCUAAAACACGUACUCGCAUCUCGAGCUCAAAAACUGUAAUUUCUGAAAUAGCUUUGGCAGGGAAUACUUCUUAAAAAUGUUAUUUGAUGUUUUCGCGUUAGUUUCCUGCCUGUGCGAACGAGCUGAAUCACCUCAAUCAUAAAAAAAUCAUCUACGUAACAAAUUAUGUACAAUUUCUCGACUGUUUAUUAAACAAAGGCUGGUUCCACCAAUGGCUGCUGUCUGCACUUUCGAUAGAAUACAAUAUAGAGUAUACGCCCCAAUUCGAAUCGAUUUGUCUUCAGACUUACACCAGGAAUAAAAACCGUUUGUUCAUUGCCGGUACGUAAUUAAAAAAUGAUAGACGAUACCAUUUAAAGUUCAAAGACAUCCAUUAAUGUAAAACUACAGCAAAACCAAAAAGUAGCUUAAUCAUUAAAAUGCAAAAGUCAAAAUAUGGAUUAUGCAGAAAAUCCAAAAACGAUUCAACAGCCUUCUUGUCUGUAUGUGUAUGCCUAAUGCUUGUUGGACAAUUUAAAAGUUAUUUGAAUAGAUUAAAAUUAACAUAAUUAUAUUUAAACUUUUUUUUGGUUUUCACUGUUAACAUUUCCACUGAAAAUAUUUGGUAUUAACAUUCGUAUGUAUGUCGAAUGCCUGAUACAGGACCUUCUCUCUAAAUAAAGAUCACAUACGAAAACAAAUAUAAAUUGUAAUAGGUUAUUUCAUUACUCUUGGUGUGGAUGCAGAGCAAAAGUAAUUGAACAACCAGUUUAGAAUGUUUUCAAUGUAAGUGCUCGAGCACAAUUUUUAACUUGCAACCAUUUGACGAAUAUGAAUUUAAUAAUAGUUCACAUAUUAAUAAAUCUAACCAGAACUACAUUGUGCUUGCAUGCACAGAUACAAAGAGUUGGGGCAACAGAAAAUACCAAAGCAGCAAUGCAUGGCUAACAAUACAAAAUCAUUCAAAUAAAUCAAGUGAUUAUCGUGGAUAAAUAAAUGUAAUUCAAA